CUUUCAUGCAUCAUAUACAACAUUUCCUUUUUCAAUUGCACUUGGAACAUCAAAGCAGAAGCUCCUGAAGAUAUCCAGAUCUUUUCUUCAUACAGGCAUGUAGGAAAAUUGUUUGAAUGCCAGCAAUAUAUUAAAAAUGCAAGAAAGAAAAAUAUUGGAUGCCAUAUGAAGGAAAUAUAUUUUCAACCAUCAAGGAAAAUCGAUUUAAACAUAACAGCAAGAGAUUUCAGAAAUAAUUCGAGAGAACUGUCUUAUUACAAAACUUUUACACCUCAGACAAUAGAGAAGCUGAACCCACCAAACAACGUCUCAGUUUCCCUUGAAAACAGAAGUAUUAAAAUUCACUGGAAACCGCCACCCACUAUUGGUUCUGCAAAUAACAAGUGCUUUUUGUAUCAAGUGAAAAUAACAGAUCUUAAGAUUGUAAAUGUCACUGAAGAGAACUAUAAGUAUCCAUUUCAUAAGCCAGCAAACAAAUGUGCAGCACAAGUGAGGGCAAAGAAAGAGAUAUGCAUAAGAAACAAGAUCUGGAGUGAAUGGAGUGAGCCAGUGGUUAUUCAUGGUGAAAAGACAGUGAAUGUCCUGCUGCUAAGCACCACAUUGUUUUGUCUUCUGAUAUUCCUUGGAGGUUUGCUGAUGUAUGCAUGUAGAAGGUAUAGUUGCCUGGAAGUUAUAACUAUGCCUGUUCCACAUCCUUCAGAUAAUAUCAAAACUUGGCUAACAGAUGAGACUCAUCACCAGCAACAUAUGUCAAUGCAAAUGGAGAUGCACUCAGAGGUUACUGUGGGAAUACUAAAAGAGAAUAGAGAUGAGAACACUGAACAACAGAAAUGUUUGAAGGACUCUGGAUUAGAAGACCUAUAGAGACGAUACACCUUUUUUAUCUGCAUGCAAGAAUACCUUUCUGUGAAGUGACUGAUAACCUAAUGGAUCUAAGAACAACUGACACGGGAAU
This is a messenger RNA of Pipra filicauda (Wire-tailed manakin), 955 nucleotides long. RefSeq names its product interleukin-5 receptor subunit alpha-like. Gene Ontology annotation, biological process: cytokine-mediated signaling pathway. The transcript is spliced from 7 exons. The record is from RefSeq and is a predicted model, not a curated record. The annotation marks the transcript as partial. Gene Ontology annotation, molecular function: protein binding; cytokine receptor activity. Lineage: Eukaryota; Metazoa; Chordata; Aves; Passeriformes; Pipridae. Gene Ontology annotation, cellular component: external side of plasma membrane.